Messenger RNA from Aphidius gifuensis, 514 nucleotides. RefSeq names its product histone H3. NCBI's taxonomy places the organism in Eukaryota, Metazoa, Arthropoda, Insecta, Hymenoptera, Braconidae. Gene Ontology annotation, molecular function: protein heterodimerization activity; DNA binding; structural constituent of chromatin. The record is from RefSeq and is a predicted model, not a curated record. The coding region runs from base 18 to 428 and encodes 136 amino acids. The transcript has a single exon. Gene Ontology annotation, cellular component: nucleosome.
CAACAACAGCAUUCGACAUGGCUCGUACCAAGCAAACAGCCCGUAAAUCAACUGGAGGCAAGGCUCCACGUAAACAACUUGCCACCAAGGCAGCUCGUAAGAGUGCACCAGCAACUGGUGGUGUCAAGAAGCCACAUCGUUAUCGUCCAGGAACAGUAGCACUCCGUGAAAUCCGUCGUUAUCAAAAAAGUACUGAGCUUUUGAUCCGCAAGUUGCCAUUCCAGCGUCUUGUUCGUGAAAUUGCUCAGGACUUCAAGACCGACUUGAGAUUCCAGUCAUCAGCUGUUAUGGCACUCCAGGAAGCCAGUGAAGCCUACCUCGUUGGUCUCUUUGAAGACACCAACUUGUGUGCAAUUCACGCCAAGCGUGUCACCAUCAUGCCAAAGGACAUUCAAUUGGCACGUCGUAUCCGAGGAGAACGUGCUUAGAGCAUCAUAUCAACACCAACCAAAACAAUCGGCCCUUUUCAGGGCCAUAAAAUUAAUCAAACUAGAAAAUAUUUAUUCAAUUUCAA